Prunus armeniaca (apricot) is the source of this 1896-nucleotide messenger RNA. NCBI's taxonomy places the organism in Eukaryota, Viridiplantae, Streptophyta, Magnoliopsida, Rosales, Rosaceae. The record is from the annotation of a GenBank genome assembly.
AUGAGGUGGAACGAAAAAUGGGAAUGGAGUAAUUGUGGUCACGCCAAUGGAGCAAGGGAUGUACAACAAUACAAAACCGCAUAUGGAGCUACAAAAAACAUGAAGGAAGCGGAGGAUUCGUCAUAUGGGCCUUACAUAACUCAGUACAAUUCUGGGCACAACUCAAAAGAAGCAGAAGUGCCAUACAUAACCAGUUAUGGAACCAAAGAAGGCAGAAAAGAAGUUGAGACUCCUUACAUAACUCAGUACAAUUCUGGGCACAACUCCAAGGAAGCAGAAGUGCCAUACAUAACUAGUUAUGGAACCAAAGAAGGCAGAAAUGAAGCUGAGACUCCUUACAUAACACAGUACAAUUCAUGGCACAACUCAAAGGAAGCGGAAGUGCCAUACAUAACCAGUUAUGGAACCAAAGAAGGCAGAAAAGAAGCUGAGACUCCUUACAUAACACAGUACAAUUCAGGGCACAACUCAAAGGAAGGAGAAGUGCCGUACAUAACUAGUUAUGGAACCAAAGAAGGCAAAAAAGAAACGGAGACUCCUUACAUAGCACAGUACAAUUCAGGGCACAACUCAAAAGAAGCAGAAGUGUCAUACAUAACCAAUUAUGGAACCAAAGAAGACACAAAAGAAGCUGAAACACCUUACAUAAUGAGUUAUGGAACCAAGACAGGCACAAAAGAAGUUGAGACACCUUAUGUAAUGAGUUAUGGAACCAAAGAAGUUGAAGUGCCGUACAUAACUGGGUAUAUUUUUCCACAAGCCAAAAAGGAGUCAAAGGAAGUUGAAACGCCUUACAUAACUGGGUAUAUUUCUGCACAAGGAAAAAAGGAGUCAAAGGAAGUUGAAACGCCUUACAUAACUGGGUAUAUUUCUGCACAAGGAAAAAAGGAGUCAAAAGAAGUUGAAACGCCUUACAUAACUGGGUAUAUUUCUGCACAAGGAAAAAAGGAGUCAAAGGAAGUUGAAACGCCUUACAUAACUGGGUAUAUUUCUGCACAAGGAAAAAAGGAGUCAAAAGAAGUUGAAACGCCUUACAUAACAGGGUACAUUUCUGCACAAGCUGCAAAGGAAAAGGCUAUAACCAAAUGUAAACAUCACAAGCAUGUAAAUCGACCUUCCUCUGACACCAAAAACUCACAAGAGCCGCCAUUGAAGGGACAUGAACAUCAUCAUAUGCAUACACAUUCAUCAUCUCCCAUGGAUCACACUGAAGCAUUCAAGGUAGGCUUUUUCACAUUCGAUGAUCUAUACAAGGGUAAGAUAAUGCCUCUAAACUUUCCCAAGCAAGAACAUUCUCGUUUCUUGCCUAAAGAAGUAGCUGAUUCCAUUCCAUUCUCAAUGCCACAACUUCCGCACCUUCUCCAACUCUUCUCAAUCCCACAAGGUUCUCGAGAUGCAAAACACAUGGCAUAUGCACUCGAACAAUGUGAGAUGAAACCCAUCACAGGGGAGACCAAGUUUUGUGCCACUUCUCUAGAGUCCAUGACAGAAUUUGUUACCAAGAUCAUUGGUUCUGGUGUUAGCUUCAAUAUUCUCUCAACCACACACCCCACAACAUCAACUGCCAUCACACAAAGCUACACUAUUUUGGAAGAACCCAAAGAAGUUUUAGCUUCCAAAAUGGUUUUUUGCCACCCAAUGGCUUAUCCUUAUGCGGUUUUCUUCUGCCACAACUUUGAGAAAGACACCAAGUUCUUCAAGGUUUCACUUGAAGGUGAAAAUGAAGAUAAGGUGGAAGCUAUGGCUGUUUGCCACAUGGACACAUCUGAUUGGGACCCUAACCACAGUUUGUUUGGCCUGCUGGGAAUCAAAGCUGGUGCCUCUUCUCCAGUGUGUCAUUUCUUCCCUGAAAAUCAUCUUGUUUGGAUCCCAUCACCAACUAAAGCUACUAUGUGA